This is a messenger RNA of Trichophyton rubrum CBS 118892, 876 nucleotides long. RefSeq lists its product as uncharacterized. Gene Ontology annotation, molecular function: protein binding. Gene Ontology annotation, cellular component: transcription factor TFIIIC complex. The transcript has a single exon. The record is from RefSeq and is a predicted model, not a curated record. NCBI's taxonomy places the organism in Eukaryota, Fungi, Ascomycota, Eurotiomycetes, Onygenales, Arthrodermataceae. Bases 1 to 876 code for a protein of 291 amino acids. Gene Ontology annotation, biological process: transcription by RNA polymerase III.
AUGAUUUACUUUCCUGUAGCAUGUGCUCUUCGACUCAAGGAUGAAGACAAAUUGUCUGAUAUUUCACGAUGGUUUAUGAAAGAAUACCAAUUUGUCACUGAUGCUUACAGACUCUUUGUGACCCUAAGUAGGGUUUGUGGUAACCCCCAGAGAUCUCUUUUUCAUUCAGCACCAAGCAUGAAGUUUAUGCUUCGACAAGUCAAAGCAGUCGAUUAUUCACUUCCGCCCGACCCAUUAUCGCCAUUCAAACGCUCGCCCGAGUCUAUAUAUCAAGAACGCGCGAGCCUUACGACAAAAAAUGCAGAGGGCGAAUAUAUACCCGCAGAGGAAAUGGAUGUUGCUCUGUUGGUGCUAUAUGGGCAUAUCCUCUAUGCUGGCAACAGUUUUACAAAUGCUUUGAAUUACUUCUUCCGCGCAUACGCCCUUGAUCCUGAGAAUCCAGCUAUUCUCCUGUCCAUUGGACUCAGCUAUAUCAGCCAUUCCCUCAAGCGUCAGUCAGAUAAUAGACAUUACCUUGUCAUGGAAGGCCUGUCUUUUAUGCAAGAAUACCGUCGGAUCCGAUCCCAAAGCUCAAUCUUACAGGAAAGACAAGAAGUCGAAUUUAACUUUGCUCGUGUUUGGCAACUGUUGGGAAUUGGUCAUUUGGCUGUCGAGGGCUACCAAAAGUGCCUUAAAAUAGGCGAGGAGAUCGAAACCGAACGUCAAAAAGCCCAAAACCCAAAUACAGUUGAAGGGGCAACAGUGGGUGAACAGCGUGGUGAGGCCUGCCUAGAAGAUUUCUCUCGACAAGCAGCGUAUGCAUUACAAUGCCUCUAUUUGCAGUCAGGCGAAAAAGACCUAUGCAAGAGAGUUACAGAGAAAUGGCUUUUGAUCUGA